Penaeus vannamei (Pacific white shrimp) is the source of this 884-nucleotide messenger RNA. NCBI's taxonomy places the organism in Eukaryota, Metazoa, Arthropoda, Malacostraca, Decapoda, Penaeidae. The record is from RefSeq and is a predicted model, not a curated record.
UUUCCUCUGGAGGUCCUGAGCAAGAAAGAGGCAGUUGUGUGUGUGGGCAGUUUGGAAGACCAUACCUAGAGGUUCGAGCUGCGCUUGGUGUGUGCUAAGCAAGUGUGUGGACAUAUCUGGUAGAACUAUUGCUGCUGCAUGUGCAAGGAGGCAUUUUGUACACACUUUCGGUUCUCUCGAGUGACAUGGAUAACUUUCAAGACUACGAACACCAGGUUGGAGGCUGGCACAAUGGAUCUGCUUCUCAUAUUUUAAAGGACAGCAAAGGUCAUAUCCUCAAACCCAUAAAGCUAAAUGCCAACCCAACUUAUGAGACGCCUACAAAAGAGAAGGACUUCCCCUUCAAAGAGAAAUCAGAGACAGAAAACAAUACACAUGAGUUAGUGCCUGUAUGCAGAGAUGAACGACAGUUCUAUGAGAGAGUGAAGAACUCCACACACCCAGACGAUAUCUCUCUGCUGCCUCUCAUGCCCAGGUUUUAUGGCAGUGUUGAUGUAGAUGAGAAUGGGAAAAGGGGAAGACCCCCUCAAGGAAAGCCAGUCCAUCCAAAACCGAGAGGAACCCCGUCACAGGAACAGCAGCCAUCCAAAACCCGAGGAGGAGACCCCGUCACAGAAAGCCAGCCAUCCAAAACCCGAGGAGGAGACCCCGUCACAGGAACAGCCAGCCAUCCAAAACCCGAGGAGGAGACCCCGUCACAGGAACAGCCAGCCAUCCAAAACCCGAGGAGGAGACCCCCUCACAGGAACAGCCAGCCAUCCAAAACCCGAGGAGGAGACCCCGUCACAGGAACAGCCAGCCACCAAAACCGAGGAGGAGACCCCCUCACAGGAACAGCAUCAUUUGAUCACAUGCGAGGGGCAGAACGGAGCUCCCUUGAGUGA